AUGGUGAACGUACCAAAACAGCGCAGAACUUACUGCAAAAAAUGCAAGUGCCACAAGAUUCACAAGGUGUCUCAGUACAAAAAGUCCAAAGAAAGGCACGCUGCCCAAGGUAGAAGGCGUUACGAUCGUAAACAGCAAGGUUAUGGUGGACAGUCCAAACCUAUCUUCAAGAAAAAGGCAAAAACCACAAAGAAAAUUGUGCUUCGUUUGGAGUGCGCCGACUGCAAAGUGCGAUCCCAGGUGGCGCUGAAGCGCUGCAAACACUUUGAGCUUGGUGGUGACAAGAAGAGGAAGGGACAGAUGAUCCAGUUC
Iphiclides podalirius (scarce swallowtail) is the source of this 312-nucleotide messenger RNA. Lineage: Eukaryota; Metazoa; Arthropoda; Insecta; Lepidoptera; Papilionidae. The record is from the annotation of a GenBank genome assembly.